AUGCGGUGCUUCACGACCAAUUGGGACAAGCGUGGGUUCCUGCCCGACGAAGCCCGGCAUGAGGAACACUUGGUGGCGAUUGAGCGGAGGAUGUGGUUUGUUGAGGUCGGUUCUGAUCUUCGUAAGAACAGUGCUUCUUUGACCAGUUCCUCUUCGGCGGUGCUGCCACUGCCAGCUUCCGAUGAGAUGUUGCAGGUCCUCGCGGAGGAGUUGAAUGACUUGAAGCAACGACGGGCCGUGAUGCGCGCGGCCAACCGUGCAUUGGCAAAGCAGGAGAAGAAUAUGAAAAAACGACGUGGUGGAGCUGCAGUGGUCGCAGCUGGUGGUGGAGAUGGCGCGGAAAGUCUUCUGUGUGAAAAGAUCCCCGGAAUUGUGGCUGUCUAUGCGCGUGUCACUCUCGGAGGUGGUGGAGCUGCGGUGGUAGCAGCUGGUGGUGGAGAUGGCGCGGAAAGUCUUUUGCGUGAAAAGAUCCCCGGAAUUGUGGCUGUUUAUGCGCGUGUCACUUUCACAGGUCAUGGUGCUCCCCCUCCAAAUCUGCCAGCUGGCGCUGCAGCUGGCGUUGCAGGGGAAGGUCUAGACUGUUUGUUUGCUUUCUGCGUGUGUGGAGCUCUUGGCAGACCAGGUGCGAAUGAUGUGGAGGAGGCUGAUGCCAUUUCAUCUGAGAGUGAUCGCGGCGAAGGCGCGCGGGUGGAUGUGGUUUUGAGUGUGUUGCUCAUGGCCGAAGUUUGCUCUAAAUCAGUUCUCAUUGGAGGCGGUGCUGCUGAUGGUGAUGGUGAGGAAGACUAG
Molecule: messenger RNA, 786 nt
Organism: Durusdinium trenchii
Lineage: Eukaryota; Dinophyceae; Suessiales; Symbiodiniaceae
Source: the annotation of a GenBank genome assembly